Messenger RNA from Caenorhabditis auriculariae, 1661 nucleotides. NCBI's taxonomy places the organism in Eukaryota, Metazoa, Nematoda, Chromadorea, Rhabditida, Rhabditidae. The record is from the annotation of a GenBank genome assembly.
AUGAGAAUCACUUCAAGGCUUUUAUCAUCUUUCCUACAUUUUCAUAACUCACCAAAAUGGCCGAAUGAUUUACGACAAGCCGUUGAGAAAUGCUGCUACGUCAAGCAGGAUUUCAUUUCGGAAGAAGAAGAAUCGACGCUUUUGGCCGAAGUUGAACCCCAUAUGAAGCGGUUGCGAUAUGAGAAAAGCCAUUGGGACGAUGUGGGUGCUUUUUAAACGUGGAAAAUUGAAACUUAAAAUAGAAAAAGAGAAAAAAAAUGGAGAAAAUAUAAUAAAAUCUUAAUUGGCGUAAUUUGAAAUGUCGGAUCCGCAGACACUCAGCUCUGCAGUCUGCGGCCAAAACUCGCAGCCACGACAAUCUUUUUUUAUCAGUUUUUUUUCCAAUUUAUUCUGUUUCUAUAUCUUUACUUAUUAUACCUUUUUGUCAAUUUAGCUCGAAAAAGCUAGAAUCAACGUAAGGUUUAUUGAAUUUCACUUCAUUUUCUUGUAAAAAUUUAUUACUCGAAAUAGAAAGUUUUUUUUUUCUAGUUUUGUUCUUCAGGCCAUUCAUCUGUACCGCGAAAGAGAGCAACGAAAAUGGCGUGACGAAAAUGAAAAAGUCAUUGAGAAAAUAAGGUAGAUAACUCGAAAUUUUGUCUGAAAACGUAUAUUUUUUAGGUGUGAAUCUUUUGGGCCGGAUGCCAAACAUUUGACGCAUGUUCAUAUUUUGGACCUUCAUAAGGAUGGUGUGAUUAAACCGCAUAUCGAUAGUGUUAGGGUUGGUUUUUUGUGCUUUUAUUAAGGAAAUUCUUUUACUUUGAAUCCCCGGCAUUUUUUUUUAAAUUCGGACAGAGAAACAUUUGAUGUUUCACUAGAAAGUUUUGAAGUAAUAUCUUCAAAAAGUUGGAAGUUUUAAAUUUUGUCUAAAAAAACCAGGUAACUUCAAAAAGAAUAUUCACAAGAAGUAGAAAGUUUUUUUAAAGAAUUUUUUUCGAGUUUUUUUGUAAUUUUUCAGUACUGCGGCGAUGUUAUCACCGGUCUGUCACUACUUUCCGAGGCAAUUAUGCGAUUGAGACAUAAAGAUGAUCGGGAAAACUUGGUCGUUGAUUUAUUGAUGCCGAGGAGAAGUCUGUAUCGAUUGGGGUAGGUUUUUCUUCAAAUUAAUGAGAUUUCCAGCAAUUUUAAAGUUUCAAGUGUCUUUCAAUUUCAAUUUAUUUAUUUUUCGCAACAUCGGAAUGGUAUGGUGAUGUUGCAGGGAGGGAAAAAGACCACUAAGUGGAUUAACUAACCCCACCUGUGAAGAAAAAAAAAAUCAAUUAUUUAAAGCUCAACUACAUAGUGAUCCCUAAAGGGGCAACCAUGGAGGCCCUUAAAAGCUCCCCUCAAGACACCACUUUACCUCCGCCUAUAGGGGCCACUGAAGCUUGCAAAAAUUUCAGUUAGUGGCCCCUAUAGUGGCAUUUUUCAUUUUUAGCGAGCUUGGCCGCUACGAUUUCCUACACGAAGUGCUCGGCGAUUCCGAAUCGGUUUGGAACGGGAGAAAGGUCGUUCCUCAACAUUGCUCAUGUUACCUCAUUUUUCAGGUGCCUCGAUAUAGGAGAAUCUCAAUUAUUUGUCGAGAUCUACCCAAACAGUGCAAUAUGGCGACAGAAAAUCUGGAACUCAAGCCGAUUCCUGAAUAA